AUGUCCUCCAAGUCGCAAUUGUCUUACAGCGCUCGCGCUAGCAAGCACCCCAAUGCUCUGGCCAAGAGGCUGUUUGAGAUUGCUGAGGCCAAGAAGACUAACGUCACCGUCUCGGCCGACGUGACCACCACUAAGGACCUUCUAGACCUCGCUGACCGUCUCGGUCCCUAUAUCGCCGUAAUCAAAACUCACAUCGACAUCCUCUCCGAUUUCAGUAACGAGACCAUCAAGGGACUCAAGGCCCUUGCGGAGAAGCACAACUUUCUUAUCUUCGAAGACCGGAAAUUCAUUGACAUCGGCAACACUGUCCAGAAGCAAUACCACAGUGGUACUCUUCGGAUCUCGGAAUGGGCCCACAUCAUCAACUGCAGCAUCCUGCCUGGUGAGGGCAUUGUCGAGGCUCUCGCCCAGACUGCGUCUGCGCCGGACUUCCCCUACGGCCCCGAACGCGGCCUCUUGAUCUUGGCGGAGAUGACCUCCAAGGGUUCUUUGGCCACAGGUCAGUAUACUACGUCCUCGGUCGACUAUGCCCGGAAAUACAAGAACUUCGUCAUGGGAUUUGUGUCAACUCGCGCUUUGGGCGAGGUGCAAUCGGAAGUCAGCUCCCCCUCGGAUGAGGAGGACUUUGUGGUCUUUACCACUGGCGUGAACAUUUCGUCCAAGGGAGAUAAGCUUGGUCAGCAGUAUCAGACGCCCGGGUCGGCUAUCGGUCGGGGAGCUGAUUUCAUUAUCGCGGGGCGCGGCAUCUACGCCGCACCGGACCCGGUGCAGGCGGUGCAACAGUACCGGAAGGAGGGAUGGGAGGCGUACCUGGCCCGGACCGGUGCAAACUAA
Aspergillus sclerotioniger CBS 115572 is the source of this 834-nucleotide messenger RNA. RefSeq names its product orotidine-5'-phosphate decarboxylase pyrG (gene pyrG). The record is from RefSeq and is a predicted model, not a curated record. The transcript has 2 exons. Gene Ontology annotation, cellular component: cytosol. Lineage: Eukaryota; Fungi; Ascomycota; Eurotiomycetes; Eurotiales; Aspergillaceae. Gene Ontology annotation, molecular function: orotidine-5'-phosphate decarboxylase activity. Gene Ontology annotation, biological process: 'de novo' UMP biosynthetic process; 'de novo' pyrimidine nucleobase biosynthetic process. The coding region runs from base 1 to 834 and encodes 277 amino acids.